This is a messenger RNA of Rhodotorula graminis WP1, 1037 nucleotides long. RefSeq lists its product as uncharacterized. NCBI's taxonomy places the organism in Eukaryota, Fungi, Basidiomycota, Microbotryomycetes, Sporidiobolales, Sporidiobolaceae. The transcript has 7 exons. The coding region runs from base 91 to 993 and encodes 300 amino acids. The record is from RefSeq and is a predicted model, not a curated record.
CCCACACUCGUUGACCUCUGCGCCUAGCGCUCGCACUUUAAGGUUGCGCGACGACGCACGCUCCCUCAGCCGAUCGCAUUCCGAGGCUGCAUGGCCUCGGACGACCUCACCGAAGGCAGGUGGGUGUCCAAGGCGUACCUCGACCCGGAGCACAACGAGUUCGACUCGCCCUUCUACAACUGGCUCGAGUCGCACGUCGCGCCCCGGGUCCAGUCGCCGCAGCUCCUGACCGACUACAGCACGUUCGGCUACGUGUGGGCGCCGUACGCGUGCAAGCCGCACCACCGCUCGUUCGACGAGUGGAUGGACACGCUCAAGCCCGAGCGCCUCGUCGUCUUUGGCGACUCGGUCAUGCGCGACCUGUUCUGCCUCAACUUCAAGCCGGGCGAGGACGUGUGCAAGUACGAGAUGUUCGGCGACUACGAGCACCUGGACAAGUACAUCGCGCACGAGCGCUCGGACGGCGGCAUCACGCACCUGCACUUCCACUGGCAGCCGCUCGCCAACGCCGACCACCUGCGCACGUUCCUCUCGUCGCUCGACUCGCCCGCGUCGCACGUCUUUUUCAACGUCGGCCUGUGGCUCACGCGCGAGGACCCGGACCCGGACAGCUACGCGGCGAGGAUGACGCCGCUCGUCGAGGCCCUCGUCGACGAGGCGCCGAGGGCAAAGAUUGUCGCGAGGACGAUGGCGGGUGCGGUGCAGUCGGUCGCGUGCUUCGACCUGUGGCGCAUCCAGAGGAGGAUCAUCGAGCCCGCCAACGCCGCCUACCUCAAGCUUCUGCGCAAGUACCCCUCGAUCCAGCCGGUCAACGUCUACCCGAUCUACAACGACCGGCCCGACGCGACGCAGGACGGGCGGCACUGGCAGCGGCUGCCCGGGCUCGCGCUCGAGCGGCCCGAGGAGGGCGCCGUCGGGUACGCCGUCACCGACUUGAUCUUUGAAGGGUGGCGCCUCCAGGAGGUGCAGGAGCGCGUCGACGUCCUGGCGUGAGACGGAGCUCGCGCUCGAUAGACGUGCACUUUAUGAUUGACAAC